AUGGCACGUUCAAAAUUAGGUCUUCCGUCUAAAUCAAUGUGUGGGAAAAGGAUUAAAACAUACACACGCCUACUCACACCCAGCAGAAGAUUCAGAAGUGUUAGCAUAGCUCUUACGUUCACUUGCAUCUUGAGCGUUAUUCUUCUGAGUCAAACACCGGUUGCUAACUGGCAAUUACCGAAGCGAGUGCAAUUAUUUGAUCUCAAAAAGGGAUAUCGUUUUGUAACUGAUAAAACAUCGACAUUGACGAAUAGUACCACAGCAGUUACCCCUGUACAGAAAGAUAAGACACUUAGACGACUGUUUGACAACAGAGUAAUAGUUGAGGGCUAUAAGUCCAAUGAGAGUCAUCCGUAUUUACGCAAAUUGCUGAUUUCCAGUGAAUAUGUUUGUAGGGGAAAAUCGGUGGACUUGCUAAUAUAUUUUUUAAGUGCUUGUAACAAUUUUCAUAAGCGAAGACUUCUGCGAGAAACAUGGGCCAGUGUAAAUACGUUUCACAAUUUGACAGUCAAGACCGUCUUCUUUUUGGGAAAGCCAAACUCUGCAAGUGAUCAGAACAAGAUUCGAAUUGAGGCGGCGGCAUACGGUGAUAUAGUCCAAGGAGAUUUUAUAGACAGUUUCCAAAAUCUGUCAAUGAAAGCUCUGACGUGUUUAAAAUGGAUCAAUGAUUACUGUAUACAUGCAAAAUACGUCAUCAAAGCCGAUGAUGAUAUCUUUGUCAAUGUGUUCAAAGUAGUUGAAGAUAUUCUUCCAAUGUUAUCAUCCAAAAAUGCCACAGUUGCGUGUCAUUUUAAGCAAAAAGGAACAAGCGUGAUUAUUAGAAAUAAAACAAGUAAAUGGUUCGUGCCAAAAGAUAUUUUUCCUGGUCAGAAACACUUUCCAUCUUUCUGCACUGGAUAUGCGGUAAUCUUCACAAUUGACGUCAUACCGAAGAUGUACGAAGCAUCAUUCAGGGCUCCGUUUAUCCCCAUCGAUGACAUCUACAUAUUCGGUGUCUUGCCUCAGUUCUUUAAAUCCUUACAAUACAUUGACAUAAAGCAUAACUGUACUCUAAAUAAGGAAGUAGCGCUGAAACAAUACCAACAUCCAGAAACGGCGAUCACGUAUGUUGUGGCAAACGCCUGGGAAGAUGGCAACAUGCACGCCUAUUGGCUUGCAGCAGUGUCUAAACUGUCUUCUUGGGCGACCAGACAGUCCAGGUUAACACACUUGAGGCAAAAUAAAUGUAAAAUUACAAUGUGUUAA
Messenger RNA from Gigantopelta aegis, 1245 nucleotides. Its product is annotated as beta-1,3-galactosyltransferase 1-like. Bases 1 to 1245 code for a protein of 414 amino acids. NCBI's taxonomy places the organism in Eukaryota, Metazoa, Mollusca, Gastropoda, Neomphalida, Peltospiridae. The record is from RefSeq and is a predicted model, not a curated record. Gene Ontology annotation, molecular function: hexosyltransferase activity. Gene Ontology annotation, cellular component: membrane. The transcript has a single exon.